Molecule: messenger RNA, 499 nt
Organism: Amphimedon queenslandica
Lineage: Eukaryota; Metazoa; Porifera; Demospongiae; Haplosclerida; Niphatidae
Product: ubiquitin carboxyl-terminal hydrolase 47-like
Exons: 5
Coding region: 149-499 (116 amino acids)
Source: RefSeq, a predicted model, not a curated record
AAGGUACAUGUAUGUGUGUUAUUUUGAUUAACUUCAUAAUUGUUUAUACUACUAGUUGAUAGUAAGACUGGGUAGAGCAUUAAGAAGAGGAGAGAAAAGAAUUAAAUUAUAUUUAUUACAAGUUAAAAAUACAGAAUUUUGUAAGUAUAUGAUGUACACUAUUUAUGCUGAGGGUACACCAGUGAGAGAAUUUAAGAAACAAGUUAUUGAAGAAGCAAAAGUACAAGAAAUAGAAAUUGACUGUGUCCUUGAAUUAGACAAAAUGAGAUUACGUAACAAGAGAGGAGUAUCCCCUGGUAGAGUAUAUUUUGAUGAUGAGUGGAUUAAUACUAGUAGAGAAAUGUAUGUGGAACCAUUGAAAGGACCAGAGAAGAAGUAUAAAGCACAGAGACAGGUGUAUGUUAUAAGAUGGCGUCCAUCACAAUGUUCAGUUGAUCCAAUAGAAGAAAUUAUACUGGAUAAUGAUGAUCCUAAACAUAGUGCCUCUCCCAAUGGUUAG